CAGAAAACACACAGACAAGUUGAAGAGAAAGACGAGAACACGGGACAGAGAGGGAGAGGAGGAGAAGAGGAAGGAGGAGGAGGAGGAGAGCUAGAUGUCAGAAUGAGUGGCCAACGUAUCCGUCCACAGAUGGAAGGAAUACACAGAUAAAGUGAUUACCUAUCGAUUAGCGAUCGGAUGUCAGAGUCGAGUGUAAAAUAGAAGACAGAAGAAAAGCGGGAGAAACAUGAGCCGCCAGCAGCAGCAGCAGGAGUCGCAGGGAGUGGUUUUAACGGGUUACCACAGCAACGCGGAACUGUUGCCGCAAACGGGGCCGUGCGCGUCCAGCUGUCCGCCGGCCCCGGACACCGAGCACGCCGUGUACAGCCGCAGAGCGGGCCACUACACCCUGCAACACACUCAGAAUGGACAACAUGAAGACAGAUAUGCCACUUCUGCUACCACCAGCAGUACAGAAACCAGCAGCUCAGACCCAUCGUCACUUCCCAAUCCAAAUUGUGCCGUCCAGCACUCCUCCAGUCCCAAGUCUGGCUCGAGCCCCAGACACAGCCACAAUUCCAGGUCAAGACCAUUGCCUGCAUGUCAGCGAUGCAACUCUCAGGACUCCUUGGAUGAGCUACAGAUGGAUGACUACUGGAAGGAGCUGAAGAAUAUUACAGAUUCAGCGGGAGCAGGAGAGAGGGGAGAAGGAGAAGCUCAAGAGGAGGAACAGCAGAAAAUUCCUGAAGAGGGUGAGCAGGAGGAGGCGUGGCUUGCAGAAGCGGGUCUAGCGCAGCUUGUUGAUCAUUCAUUGGCAGCGGAUCAGGAUCAGGUAGAAGACAGCGCAGUUUUCCUUUCCACGCUCACCAAGACUCAGGCGGCAGCUGUAGAACGUCGUGUAGCAUCAGUGCAGCAGACCUUAAGGCGGCGUAACCGGCAACAGUUUCCUGAUGUUCGGGAUAUAUUCCGACCCCCUGACAAGGAUGAGGAGUCUCACAAACUCAAAGGGGGAAGUGAGAAUGGACAGAAAGGUGCCUGUUCAGCUGAAACGGAGACGGAGCUGAAUGUUGAAGUGGCAUUUUCAGAGCAGGCGCUCAAUUACAGGGACAACAAUCAAAGGUUAAAGGUCACCCCGAGCUCUAACUCUCCUGAUGACAAACUACCAAACUUCAAGCUGCUCCGAGAUAAAACAGGUCAGACCCGAAUAGGAGAUCUGUCUCCUCAGGAUAUAAAAAAGGUGCAAAGACUGGUACUUGUGGAGAUGACUGCUCUGUUUGACACUUCUGGGAUAGACCUCAAGGCACCCAAGGCUCUGAAAGUGAAGACUAAAGAAAGUGGUUUGUUUGGUGUUCCCCUGACCACUUUACUGGAUCAUGACCAGAGACGGUCUCCUGGGACCAAAGUGCCACUGAUCCUGCAGAGGCUUAUUAGUCAUAUCGAGGAUGAAGGAUUAGACACAGAGGGCCUUCUGCGGAUCCCUGGAGUCGCCGCUAGAGUCAAGCUGCUGUGCCAGGAGCUCGAGUCCUCCUUCUAUGAUGGGAUGUUUCCGUGGCAACAGUUGAAACAGCAUGACGCUGCUAGCCUUUUGAAGCUGAUCAUCAGGGAGCUACCCCAUCCACUGCUGACUGUGGAGUACCUCAAUGCAUUUAUCGCUGUCAACAAUCUCCCCACGAAGAAGCAGCAGCUACAGGCUUUAAACCUGCUCGUCCUUUUGCUACCUGAAGCCAAUCGAGAUACUUUGAAGGCAUUGGUGGAGUUUUUCCAGCGUGUCAUUGAACAUCAGGUCAAGAAUAAAAUGACCCUGAACAAUGUCUCUGUUGUCAUGGCGCCCAACAUCUUCAUGUUUAAAGGCUUUCGGUGCAAGGUUACAGAACAACAGGAGUUCUCCAUGGCAACCAGCACGGCCAACAUUGUCCGGCUGCUGAUCAGAUACCAAAACCUCCUGUGGACGAUCCCCAAGUUCAUUAUGAAUCAGGUCAGGCAGCAAAACAUGGAAAGUCAGAGGAAACAAAAAGAGCGAGCUGUACGGAAGCUGCUGAAGAAGAUGGCCAUUGAGAGACCAUCUGAUAAAGCUAUCCCUGAGGAGAGCUCCCAGGGGAUCAUCCGAGUCUACGCGCCCCAGUUCAGUAAAGUUUCAAUGGCAGUUCAGCUUACCGAAGAUUUGCAAGCUUCUGAUGUGUUAACACGCUUCCUCAGCCAAGACAGCUCACUGGCAGUGAAAAAAGAGGAUUUGUGUCUUUAUGAGAUCGGUGGAAACAUCAAGGAGAGAUGCCUCGAUGGGGAAACGUAUAUGAAAGACCUGUACCAGGUGAACCCUACGGCAGAGUGGGUCAUCAAAGCUGUGCAGCGAUGAUCUCGUCAGGGCCCACUUGACUCUGGACUGCUCUAAAUUGUCAGCACUGUGUCCUAAAAGAACAGGCGUUGCUUUGUUCUCUGUGGUUCUGGAUGCACUUGGAACUUUCAUAUGUAGCAUAUAUACUUUUGGUUGAUACUCAAAUUUGCCACAAAAUGCACAUGUUCCAAUGGAAGAACCUAUCAAAACACAUUUUGUGUUAUGUGGUAAUACGUGUCCUUUUUAGUUUAAUUCCCGGACUAGGAAAAAACAAUUAUUAUUAUUAAAAGAUAAUUAUAGAGAUUAUUAAUGUAGUUUGGUGCAAAAAGUAACAUUCAUUAAAUCACAAAUCAGUCAUGAAUAAGUAGAGGUUCAUUUCUGUUGGUUAAUUAUGAGAGAGCUUUUUUUUUUUUUUUUUAUCUGUUUAUAUUUUUAUUAAAUCCCUAGAAAUUAUGUGUACAGCCACUUUAUUAAGUAUCAGUAAAUCAGAGCACUUCACCAGGAAUGAUGCUUUGGAGUGAAUUGGGAAAUUUUGAGGCUCUGAAGCUGAAAGGCGGGUGUUUUUUUUAGUAGUGGUUUACUUCUUUUAGCAUAACAAGUAACUGAUGAAAAGCAAUGGAUGUUUGAGUGUUUUUUCCUCAACAACUGCUAGAUGGCAGUGUACAAAUGUGAACAAGCUCAUGUAUACAUUAUAUACAUACACAGUAGAACUGUGUGUGCAAAUUCACAUAAAGGAUCAUUUUAAAGGGACAGGCUGCUGACUGGAUGAUACAUUUGCACGUGAUGGAUUCCAAACAUCUCUGGUCAUUUUUUGUUUUCCAUUUUUGGCUCGGUACCAUCCACAGUCUGGACAUCGCUUGAUAAAUUACUUUAGCAAAACUUGCAUUUGAACAGGAAUAGAAAAUCCCCGUUUGAUUUUUUUUUUUUGGCACCUGUCUGUGUUUCUCCCAGUUUUCGACAAAAGCCUUAUCUGAUUCGGUGCGGUUUCUCACAGUUUCAGCAGCCUGUGGAGGAUCAAAUCUGCACUGUAAACUCACAUUUUUGUGUGUGGAAAGCUAGAGAGUAUUGAAAAACAAAUGUGGGAUUAUGUUGAAUAAUUGUGAUUUUUGUUUUUUUGUUUUUUUUGAGCAGCUUGUCUCUCCCUGUCUUGUAUUGUGUUGUUUACUGUGAUUUUUUUUUUUUUCCCAGAUAUCUAUGUUUUGUGUAACUGCCUCUGAAAUGACCACUGAAACUGCCUGUAAAUAAACAUGCAGUUAUUAAUUAC
Archocentrus centrarchus (flier cichlid) is the source of this 3575-nucleotide messenger RNA. RefSeq names its product Rho GTPase activating protein 18 (gene arhgap18). Lineage: Eukaryota; Metazoa; Chordata; Actinopteri; Cichliformes; Cichlidae. Gene Ontology annotation, cellular component: cytoplasm. The record is from RefSeq and is a predicted model, not a curated record. Gene Ontology annotation, molecular function: GTPase activator activity. Gene Ontology annotation, biological process: regulation of small GTPase mediated signal transduction; regulation of actin filament polymerization; signal transduction. The transcript is spliced from 18 exons. The coding region runs from base 227 to 2332 and encodes 701 amino acids.